UGUCACUUCGGUUAUUUUGAUGUCCAUGAUGUGGGCUCCGGCAGGAUCCGCAUAUCUGUUGCUGCUACUUCGAUUGGCUGUAGUGCAAAGGUCCACCAGUUACUGUUUGAAAGAUGUUUCCUCAACAGAUUUUUGUCACGGAAAAAGCACCAGCUGUUGUCACUACUUAUCGUAUCGUUACCAGUACAAUACAGUCUUUCGCACCUGCUGCGACUCCGGAAACGUGUUCCCGAUGAAUACGCGGUACUACUGCACGAAUGACUAUGCAACGUUGUACUGCAGCGAUUCCGUUUCUGAAUGUUGUCACUCAGCAACCUCUACGCGCGGGAAGUGGCACGUGGGAUGCUGUGCUGCGGAUCCUGGAAGUAGUGGAUGGAUUAUCGGAGGAGUGAUCGGUACCAUGGUAAUCCUACCCAUCCUAGCAAUUUCUAGUUGCAUGCGCGCUGCUCGCGCGAGGAGAAAAGCCACAAAUCGGAUGAAUGCUAUUGUGACCGUCCGUCAAGUAGGCAACCCACAGCAGCAGCACGGCGCAGAAGGCCCUCAUGGGGCUGGCAGUUAUCCAAGGCCAGAGGGACUAUCCAAUACUGGAACCGAAAGUAACCCUUCGUAUAUCGUGGGAGGCCAAACAGGCCCUGCUGGACCAGCAGGGAACCCUACAGUGGGUCGAGGAGUGCAAGCAGGUUACCAACCACCACCUGCUGCAGGGCAAUCAAGCUACCCAUCAGCGGGACCAAUAGUAGAAGCAAGCUCCCAACCACAGCCCAGUGCCGGCGCUGGGUCGCCGAGCUUCACACCAGCGAGCCAAGGAGUAGAGGCAGAUGCCCACCCACAGCCCACUGGACGGCCAAGCUACACAUCAGCGGGCCCAGGGUUAGAAGGAGACUACCAACCACCAUCCGCUGGGCCAGUUUACCCCCUUCCGGAUGAUAAACCGCCAGAGUACGUUAACAUGGCUUUUGCGCAAUAAUUUUCUAUAAUAGUAGCGGUACUACAAAACAUAAAUCUGCUUUGUGAAUAUCGCCGCUGUACAUAGUUAAAUGUAGCAACGAAUUUGUUUUGAUAUCUUUAAUAUAAUCUGACAUGUUGGUGUGGUUGGUGAGAAAAAUCGGCAAAUCCUAUUGAUGGACCUGUAGCGUAUUCUGUAAAACAAAACAACUUGUAAAGUUAUAAGAAGUUUCUUUGAAAACGGAAUUCAUGAGCUACAUGUAUGCUAUGGUUUAACAUUUGGUUUUAACUAAAAUAUAAGAGAUACGAUUUUCACAAAAAUAGAGAUACGCAACUGAUACUUUUGAUUGUACAAUCCACCGGAACCCCCAAUUCAGCAUUCAGAAAUCCUAUCAAAAUGGGAUCGUUUUUUAAGAGGCGGUCAUCACAAAAACUUGGCCAACACCAACAACGCUUUAAAUGCUACUAUUGAAGACUAAUAUUUUACUAUGAUAGGGAAUAGAAACUUAAACAAUAUGUUCAGCAUCAAGCCUAUUUAUCCGAGUAUAUCUUUUCGUCAAACACAAGAACUGCUUACUCUUGCCAAGCUUCAUAUGUUUAUGGGUAAACAUUGAUGUCUAUUCAAUUGUAUGAAUUGACGUAGUACAUGUAUAGUGCAUAUUUCGCAUACCAGUCGCUGUACCAUUGUUUUUUUAUUUAUCAUCGAAGAGGAGUCACCUUACUCUGUUUGAUCUUUGGAAUAUUUAUUUAAUAUUCCACCCCGCACAAACACAAAUGUGUUUUGUAAGGUGGUGGAGCAUUUUAUUAGUAUUCCCUAUUUAAUGAUGUCAGUGAAGAAAGUGUAUCAAAAACAUUAUAAGGUAUAUAUUGGGUAAGAAUAAAGGAAAACUUGGACAGGA
This is a messenger RNA of Lineus longissimus, 1844 nucleotides long. RefSeq lists its product as uncharacterized. The transcript is spliced from 4 exons. Lineage: Eukaryota; Metazoa; Nemertea; Pilidiophora; Heteronemertea; Lineidae. Bases 20 to 967 code for a protein of 315 amino acids. The record is from RefSeq and is a predicted model, not a curated record.